Fonticula alba is the source of this 1057-nucleotide messenger RNA. RefSeq lists its product as hypothetical. NCBI's taxonomy places the organism in Eukaryota, Rotosphaerida, Fonticulaceae. The transcript has 6 exons. The record is from RefSeq and is a predicted model, not a curated record. Bases 86 to 913 code for a protein of 275 amino acids. Gene Ontology annotation, cellular component: Golgi apparatus. Gene Ontology annotation, molecular function: SNAP receptor activity. Gene Ontology annotation, biological process: vesicle-mediated transport.
GUCCUCCCCCCUCCCCCCCUCCCCUCCUCCCGUCCAUCCUCCUGCUACUCCUUUCAAAGGGAUACCAGGUGCCCGCUCCCUCGCCAUGGACCCGACGGAGUCCAUGUUCAAUAGCGCCCUCUCACUGGCCACCACGACCGGGGGGAUGCUCGACAGCAUCGAAGGCCAGCUUAAUUCCGGCGGGCCCGGCCUGCUAGACGGUUCGCUUGAUCGAUCGCUGGCGCGCGUGUCGCAGCAGUUGAGCGAGCUCCGGUCCAUGCACUACAAUCUUCGCGACGCCGCCAAGCGGGAGAUUCUCUCCGAACGGCGCGACCGCGCACAAAGCCGCGCGCAUUCCCUCAAUGAGCAGCAUACCGGUCUCCAGCGGCGCCUCGAAAAAGCGCAGCAUGCCCUCGCACAGACACCGGGCUCGCAGGCGUCACACUCUUCCAGUGCGACCAUGCCCCUGGCUUCCACCGAGGACGCCACUGCCCUGCGGCAACGCCCGGCCCCCUCGUUGUUUGACAAUCGCGCCAGCCAGUCGGCCCCUCAGAGCCUCUUCCCCCCUGCGGGCGGCUACCCGGGGGCCGGCCUGCCCAGUGGCCCAGGGUCCGGCUUCGCCCGGACGGGAGCCACCUCAAGCGGCUCACUCCUACCAACAAGCUUUGUGCCGCAGGAUUUCGUCGAUCGGACAGCUUCGCAACUCGACGAUUACAUCGGUGCCGGGAUGAACGCCCUGCGCAGUCUGUCGGACCAGCGGCAGCGCCUUGAGGCGUCCCAAAAUAAGCUGUUCACCACUUUGACGUCCAUCGCUUCCGGGUCCGGGCUCAUGCGAAACAUCGAGUCGCAGACAAUCCGCUCGACGUGGAUCAUCCGCGGGGCGAUCCUCCUGUCGAUGACCAUCGUCAUCUCCGUGUGGUGGUUCUUCAAGUAGACGCCCCGCUCCCCCCUCUUUCCUUGUGCUUUUCCCUUCCCCCUUCCUUUCCCUGGCGCGAGCGUCGGUCGGAUCCCAGUUCUGCCCCCCGACCUCUUCCCCCUUGUCUCGUGUACACUCCCCGAAUAGGUCCCUCCUUCCCUC